AUGAAUCGGCGGGUGUUUUCAUGGAUUUUUACGUUUCUGAUUUUGACCAAUGAUUUUGUAUUGCCGGUUUAUCAUUGGAGAAUUAGUGAGGAUGGAAAGAAGAUUGAAGCUGUUGUGAGUUUUUUUUUUGAGAAUAAAAUUUGAGGAAAAUUGUAAUUUCCGGAGUUUGUUACCCCAGAAAUUACUAUUUUAAAAAUUUGUUUUUUUUUUCAAACGGCAUUCACUUGAAAAAUCACUGCUUUCAAAGUUUAUUUAUUUCAAUGACUGGAAUUUAGAAGAUUAUGAAUUUUUGAAACUUGGAAAAAUUUGAAACAGGUGAAACAUUUUUUGUAGUUUUAUUUUAUUUUUCGAGUUUAUUUUUUCACUGUUUCAAAGAUUUGUUCAGAAUAGUUUUGUGUAAAAUUGAAAUGCUAUUUCAAGAAUUUUUCCUAUAUAAGUUUUUCUCAGUAAAGUGCGUAUUAAAAAAGUUUAAUAUAUUUUUUUGUGAGAAAUUAAUCUGAGUUUCCUGUGAAAUUCCCAAAGAAAAUCACGAUUGGAAAAUUUACUGUUUCAAAGUUUGAAGUUUGAAAUUCAAACAAAAUUCAAACACCGUUUGCUUUAGUGCGCAACAAAUAACUUAUUUAAUAAGUUUUUUCGAGAAAAAUAAUAUAAAAUUCAGCCUGAAAAAUUUGAGAAAGAACUUUUGCUCAACAUAAAAUCUUAUUGUUAGGCCAUUCUGAAAACGAUCUUGAAGUCGAAAAUUGACAGAAAACUUUUCAGCCCGUUUUUGGAUCUUCGAGAUUUAUCCAAAAAAGUCCUGUAUUUUCCAGAUCAACACUCCGUAUCAACUUCGAAUUCCCGGAUCUUUGACCGAUUUUUUGCAACAAGUUGAAAAUGUUCGAAGAAUUGAUGUACAUAUGUCUGAAAUGCAAAAAAUGGUGGAUAAAAUCAGUAUUCAUGAGCAAUUAGACAAUCCACAAUUUGAAGAAGAUUUUCGGAAAAAAGAGCCAACUUGUAUUGCAUCAAAAGGUGUCACUUUAGAACCCGAAAGUUUUCAUACUGUGUAUUCGGCUGAACUUUGUCCGGAGUUUCAUAAAAGCUAUGAGGGAUACACGGCAUUUAUCAAAGAGUAUUUUGGAACACCGCCAGAUAAUGAUAAACGAUUUCCAAGAUGUCAAUAUUGGUUCAAAGCUGUGAAGAUAAAGGGAAUCAAUUUGGAGAAAGUGAAAUUGUCGGAUCGACCGAUGCCAGCUGAUCCGAGUUAUUAUAAAAUUCUUCGAGGAUACUUUGGGAAUUUUGCGAAAUUACCGAGAUCGCCUGGCGGAGAACAGGAAAGUAUAAAGAAAUAUGGACAAAUGUUGGCGAGUAUGUUAUCGCAUAGCGAUGAACGAGUAUCAAAAAAUGCAUAUUUGCAUAUGGCGGCGGCGGCUUGGUGGAGGGCUCAAGGACAUUUAUCUGAUGCUCUUGUUUGUUUGAAUACUGCGAGUCAGUUUGUGUGAGUUUUUUGGGGUCGGAAAUUCUGGAAAUAAGGUAGAAAGUUGAUAAAUUUCAUCCUUUUUAAAAUUUUCAAACAUAAUUCCCGAUUUUUUUGUCAAAUUAAAACAAAUACAUAAAAAAUUUACCCAUUGAAAAAUUUUUAGUGCUUGAUUUUUAAAUUUGAAAACCCAAAAUUUCUAGAAUUUUGAAAUUUCGGCUCUGUUAAUCCACGUGGAAAAAAAAGAAAAAUGAAAAAAAUCCCAUAUUCCAAAAAAAUUACGUGAAAUUUAAUUUUACGUGAAAAUGUUUUCCAAAAUCUCAUCAUUUUCAAUUUUUUUUUUGAAUUAGAAAUAGUGUGUGAGUUAUUUUCAUCAGAAAUGCUCUAAAUUCCAUAUCCUCCCAUUUUUCCAGCGAAAAUCCAGAAAUUCCGAGUUUCAAAAGUGAAGCCGUCAAAGUCUCCAUUGGAAAUCUUCUAAAUCGCGCUGGAUAUUCUCUAGAUGCUUAUAAAUUCCUGAAAUCAAUCGAAUUCAACAACCCCGAUAAAAUAUUAUGUUUGACUGCUAUGACACAUGCUGCAAUUGCAGAUUCUUCAGUUUUAACAGGACCAGAUGACAUACCAAAUACGGAGCAAAAUAAUCAAAAUGAGCAAGAAACUAUACAUUUCAAAUUGACGAAGAAAGAGAGAAAUGGUGUAUUUAGUAAAUCAUUUGAAAAUUAUGAGAAAGCUAUGUCUUAUUUUGAUGAUGCGAAAAAAGAAAAUGACCCGAAACAUGAGCAAUUUUUCAUAAAUAAUUUGAAAAAAUGCGAAUCGAAAGCAUAUGUUUUAUCAUGUCAUAUGAGAUUAUAUGAAGCAUUGGAAAAACAAAAAGAGAAUUUGGAGAAAUUGGUGACUGAGAAAACAAUGUAUCAAGAAGUGCAUUCGAAACGAAUUGAAGCAUCUAUUCAAUUGAUGACACUUUUAGCGAUUCCCGAAAUGAGGCAGAGUGAGAGGUUGUUCUAUGAUCAAGUUAGAUAUGGCCCCAAUCCUAGUGAGUGUUUUUUCUAUUACAGCUUAAAAUAAGUUAAAUAUUGCUUAACCGUUUUUUUCUCGUGAGUUAGUAUUUUCAGAAAAAAACAGCAGAUGUUUGUUCAAAAAACGAGAAUUAGCGUUGUUGAACUCUUUUUGAUUUAUGGAAGUUUUGAAACACCAAAUUUUUAAAACUAAAAUUGUUAUCAUAAGAUUCUGACAUAAAUAUUAAUCUGAAAGUUUGGAAAGUGAACAAAUUUGAUUUUAUCAUAAAUUUCAUGAAAGAAAGUUCAACAUUAUUUUAUUUUGAAAAUAUUUCGACACAGUAAUGGUUUUCAUAUUAGGAAUCCAAUGUUACAGAAAACUAAAUUUCGGCGAAAAUCAGUUUGAAUUUGAAACAGUAGAAUUUUUUCACCAAUUUUCUAUUAAUAUUUUAUUUCAGACCGGGAAUGUAAAGAAACGCGAAUUAACAAAUUUCCGCAUUCAAAACGCGAUGGAUUUGCAGCAGAUAUAAUGUUAUGCAAACUUCGAUCAACUGAUGAAGAAUAUAAUCAAUCGAUGGAAACACAAAGACAAUCAACAAUUCAUAAUCGGCCAGCUUUGAAUGACACAAAUUGGAAAGUUGUUGAAACAUUUGCCAGGAAUCGAAUGUUCGAAAAAGGAUUGAAUGAUUUGGGAAAAUUAAGUCAAGACUAUCCGGAGUAUUUUAGAAUGAUUCAACCGAAAUAUGAUGGAGUUAGGUGAGCGAUUUUUUUUUGAGUUAGGAAAAUGAGAAACUAUCAUGAUUUCAUGAAUCAGUGAAUUUUUUAAAAUUGAAUAUUAUUUCUAGAAUAGUCCAUUUUCUGAAAAAGUUUCUCAAAAUCUAUAAGGUUUAUGAAUAUUCAUUGUUUGAAACAUUAAAAUAAACCUUGUGACAUAUUUUCGAAAAAUUUUAAAUUCAUAAUUUAUCAAACAGUCUCUACAGGUUUUUUGCACAAAAUCCAGUUUAUCAAGCAAUCUCCAUUAAUUGUUCUAAUAUCUAUCAUUUUUCUGAAACAGUGAAAAAUACAUUAGACAAUUUUUUGAUUAAGAUUUAUUCACAGUUUAUUUUAUUUUUAACAAAGAAUGAAAUAGUUAUUCCGUUUUUGAACCGAUCUGCAAAUUUGCUUUUGGAAACCUGAAAAUGGUUUGUUUUCACUUAAUUUCAAUGUAAAAUUCAAUAUUUGAUUCACUUACAUCGUGGAAGGCCUUUUGAACAUAAUAGAAAAAUAGAAAUUAAUAGAAAAAGUACUGCAGUUUAGAUGCAGUUUAUGAAAAUGAAAAUUUCUUGAGAUUUGAAGGAAUUAUCUCUAAUUUCCUUGGUGAUUUUUUGUAAACAAGUUUUUUUUUCAAAAAGGCUUGUCAUACGUCAGAGAGAUUAGGAGGAUUUUUGAGAUUUGAUGGAAAUUCAUUUAAGAAAUUGGAAAAACAUGGUAUUAUCGAAUUAAAAUUUUCGUAACAGUGAUUUUUGUUCAAACAAAAAUUAUUUUCAAUAUUAAAAAAAUUUAAAACAAAACCAAACAAGUGUUUUUUUUGAAACAGUGAGUUUUCCCCAACAAAAAAGCAUAACUAAAAUAAUUCAGAUCCGAUGAAUCUCGAGAUCGACCUUGGCGCCGCGCAGAUUGGCCAAAUUCAGUCGAUUGUCAAGCUGUUGUUUCAUCUUCAAAUCCUUUCCGACUCGAAACUUUUCCCCAAAUUUUUAUCUCGCCAGAAAAUCGAGGAUGGAUGUAAGCAUUUUUAGAUUACUGUCUCUCCAAAAACAUCCAAUUUUUUCAGAAUUUCUGAACUCCUCACAAAACAUCUAACAUUGAGCCAAUCAGAUUCUUUGCCACUUCCAUGGUUCGAACCAAGAUGUGAUUUUGUGGAAAGAGAAGAGAUUUUGGUGUUCACUGGACAUGAAGCAAUUGAAAGAUUAUUGAAUAAAAGAUAUGAUCGAAAUAAUGAAAAAUAUGCGGAAAAACAAUUGAAAACUGUUCUGGUUCGAUUAGCUGAUCGAGUUAUGGAAGAUCAUGAAAUUGGAGCAAGAAUUCAUCUUUUGAUGAAAUAUAAUAUUGGUCCAAGAUGGGUUUCAUUGAAUUUGGCUGGUUUAUAUUGGAGAGUUCAAGGAAAUGCACAUCAGGCUACGAAAUGUUUGUUGGCUGCAUUUUUAGAUCAACCACAGGAAUCGUUUAUUGCGAUAACACAGAUGGCUCAGGUUAUAUUGCGAGCGACGGGAAUGGUUAAUGAUGCACAUAAUUUUAUAAAUCAACAACUAAAUCUUUUGGGUUAUCGUGAGCCGAUGUUUCAUUUGGUUUUGGGAAGAAUUAAAUUGUUGUUACAUGAUGUUGAUAAAGCAAUACAACAUUUGAAAGAUGCGUUGGAUAAAGAACCCGAAGAUGAGAUGAUUGCCGAAGAUUUGCUCAAAAUUGCGUGUAGUGGGAAGAGUACGAAACCGGCGAUUUCUUCGCAAUUUCCUACGGUUUGUUGUUCGCCAUUGGUGCAGAAUGCGGUUUGUAUUAAGGUUGGUGAAUUUUUUGAAAGAAUAGUUUUUGAAUAAGUAAAGAAUCAAUGAGAUUCUCAAAACAGUCAGAAAAUUUCUUUAAACCAAGUUUUGAGUAUGUUUUCAUAGAAAAUAGUGAGCUUAGAUCUCAAUUUUUUUAAAACUUUCCGGCACAAGUAAUGGUUUUAUUAAAGUUGCAAUGUAUCAUUAAACUUAAUGUGAUUUUUGAAACAGUGAAAUUUUGGUGUUCCAAUUUUUGAAAAAAUUGAAAAUUACGAUAUUUUUGAACGGAUCAAUUUCAAAAAAAUGUAUUUUUACAAGUAUAAUUUUUGAAACGUAUUUCAUUAUGCCAACAAUUUUGGUUUAACAAACAAGAUGAAAAUACGUCAAAUUAUGUUUUUUUCUUGCAGCCAAAUCGAGAUCAAUCUGAGCAAUGUUACAUAGUUGAUUCAUCUUCUCCAAACUCAAAACCUCAUUUAAUUUAUCAUCGCUGUAAUGGAAUUUAUGACGGUCAAAGCAAAAAAACAGCGGAUUUCGCGAAUAUCGUCUCACCAUUUCUUCUCGUUUUCAACACAGUUACUCGAAGAGAUGAUGUUUCGAAUUGGAUUGAUCAAGUUGAUGGAAUUCAAACUGUCGAAAGUCAAGAAUUACCUCUUGAUUAUGGUGGAACUGAAUUAUUCUUUACUGAAAGACCAGUUGAUUGGUGGCAUAAUUCGAAAAAUGAAAUGAAAUAUAAAUUACCGGUCAAAGAAACAUCGAUAAAUGAUGAAUGGGAAGAGGAUGAAAUUGAAUCGGAUUUGGCAAAGAUUCCCGAGAAACCGUUGUCAUUUUUAUGGAUUAAAGAGAAGAGUUUAAUGAUGCAAUAUGAUUCAAAACUACCUGCGCUUUUACCAAAACCAUCGAUUCAUCAAAUUCGAAAAGGUGUUGCGAUUUUCCCGAAUCCGAAAGCAUCAACAAUGCAGUGUAAUGGAGUUGCAAAGUUGGAUGUUUUAUUUGAUAAUGCGCCUUCAACUUGGGUUUCGGUUACGGCGAAAGGAGAAGAUAUUGAAAAAUAUGUUGAUUUACGAACUAUAAUUCCAGGUAGAUAUUUUGGGCAUACAUAAAAUAGGUCCCCCGAGUCAGUUUUCAAAGUUAAGGUCCCUCCUUCAAAAUUUUCCAAAGUUAAACACCUUCCUCACAUUUUUGAGCGAAUUUUGGUAAAUUAUCAGCAGGAAAUUGGCCAAGUUAGGCACCCUUCCCUUCAGAUUUUUGAAAAAAGUUAAGCCCCUCACCCCGAUUCUGGGGACCCAUUUUAUGUAUGAUUUUGGGGGCUGAAAAUGAAAAUUAGAGGGUUGCUGUAAUUUUUGGCGUUAGAAUAUUCGAAUUUUGAGAGGUUUUUUUGCAUCAAAAAUUUACUAUUGCAGCAAUGGCAUCACUUCAACCAAUUUGCCCUGGAACAGAUAAAUAUGAGACAUCUCCAAUUCUGGGCCUCGAUCAUAUUCCCGCAUUUUCACUCAGCGAUCAAUUUUUAUUCUAUAAACCGGAAAAAGCAUUGGCCGAAGCUUUGAAAUCUUUGGGAAAUGAGCGAGAUACAAUUGAACAUGUUGCUGCGCGACUUCAUGCAGCAAUGUUGCAUAAUUCGGCAAAAGAUGGACAAGUUAAUUGGCUUUUAUGUGUUUUGUCUUCGCUUUAUUGGAGAGUUACUGGAGAUGCGGAAAAUGCAAUGAGUUGUCUGAAAUGUGCACUGCAUACUGCGCCUCCACAUAUGAGAGAUGUUGCACUGGUUUCGUUGGCCAAUGUUUGUCAUCAGGCGGGAUUGUUGAAUUCGGCAUUGAUUGCGGCUGGAGCUGCGUUGAGCACUUCUCCGAGAUUGGUUGCGAUUCAUUUUACGCUAGCGAAUAUUUAUGCGUCGAUUGUGAGUUUUGGAGGAGGGUGGGAAUUGAAAUUGAAAUUUUGGCUUGAGAAAUUUAAUUUUCUGAUUCUGAAAAGAAACCAACCGGUAUACAAAAAAUCUACCUGAAUUUAAUUUUUGUUUGAAAUUCUUUGAAAUUCCAAGAAAUUUCCUCCAUUCUUCCAUCCGAAAAAAUCCUAUUCUUUUUGCAGGGCGACUAUCAAAGUGCUCUCAAUUUCUACUAUUCAACAUUAUCACUUCAAUCCAAUUUUCAACCAGCAAAAGAUCGAAUUCGAGCGAUUUAUUGUCAUUCAAAUCAAGAAUUUGAUUUUUCGUAA
Messenger RNA from Caenorhabditis angaria, 7166 nucleotides. The record is from the annotation of a GenBank genome assembly. NCBI's taxonomy places the organism in Eukaryota, Metazoa, Nematoda, Chromadorea, Rhabditida, Rhabditidae.